UACAACCCGCUGUGGUACAAGCCAAUUGUCUGGUGGAAAAUUAUUUUCCUGUAAUUAAAAUCAGUUUUUUGUUUAGUUUUUUACUCGAGUUUUCAUUUUCUAUUUAAACUGUGCACCUACGAGAUGUUUUAUUUGGAUCUUACAAACGGAUAGCUACGGGGAAUUUAAUCAACAAAGAAUAUUCCAUUCAAAUGGUACAAUUAUGUAUGGAAAAAUCGAUAUUACGUACCAUUCGGUUGCAUUCUGUGUAUAAUAUGGAACAAAACGAAUGGAUUGAUUAUGUUUUGAAAAAGGACGAUGAAACGAAUCCUGCUGAUAUUUUACACAUUUUCCGAUACGAAAGUGUAAUCCAAAUUUAAUGAAAAAUGUUCUCCGACAUGUUCGUAGCGAAAAGAAAAGAAAAUGUAAGUCGAAUCAACGACUUUCAAUGGAGAGGUGUGCAAUAAAAAACACCUUGAAUACGCUGUGCAAGGAUGUGAUCUUUUAAAUAAACAAGAGAAAAAAAAAUCAUAAAAGUCUUCCAAAAAGCUGCUUGCCAGAUAUAUACUGACAACAGUUGAAAUAAAAAUUUAGUGCGUAAGUUAGUGUCGUGUGUGUUACAACGUUGUGAGCAAAAACGUCUUCCCUAGAAAACUAAGAUUUAGCAUAAGAAACAAGUCUUCCAUUUACAAGCAAAUUUAUUUUAAAUGACAACAAUUGAACCCAAAGAUAAUUUAAAAACUUUGAAUAAAACUAACGCUCUGUUCCGUUGCAUAAAUUCAAUGGCUUCGUACGAUUCAAAAUUACCGAAGGAUAUGUCGAUAGCUCGUAGAUUUCGGCCCAUCAAACGGAAAGUGGGCCGCGAAUUUUUCGAACAUGAUACGCGUAACAACAGCGACGGUUUUUCGUACGUUAAUUCUAUUCGAUCCGAUCGUAAAACUGCAGUUUACAUUGACCGAUGCAUAAGUGGGAAUCAAUGCGAAGAGACCAGUGUUUCCAAGUCUUUGACGGAAAAAAACGAAGAAGAACAGAGAUUCAAUGAGUCCGAAGAGCCAUCGCUUGACUCAAAUUCAACGAAAUCGCAUCAGGAUAUGGAUUCAAAUGUUGUACCGUAUCGAUCGUUUGUGUCGAAGAGCCACUACAAUGGCUUCAAUUAUCAAGGCAAAUUCAAUUCACAUCAAUCGAAAAACAACAACAACAACAAAUUAAAAAAGAAAUUAUUUAAAAUUCAACGACAAUUACGUUUGCAAACCGUUGCAUUACGCCGUCAACGUAUCGCCGGCAAUUGGUGUUGUAGUUGCGCAUGUUCAUCAUCCAAACAUGGUCUAAUGCAAAAUCAAUUCAAACAUUUUGAUCACCAAUAUAAUAGUAGCAAUGGGAGUGAAUGUAAAUUUGUCGUUUGCAAUAACAAAAUGAUAAAAAAUGGGAACUUAAGACAUCCCAUUCAUUUGCAAGGCCUUCGCAGUGUGGUUAGUGUUCGCGAAACUCAUCAAAUCGCCGAGGCACAACAGGAGAAAAAUGCAAAGCUACGCGAAGCAUUCGGCAUUUCGGAAUACUUUGUGGAAGGGUCCAGUUUCGAUCCGGAGCGAAAAGCCAAAGAAACGUUGGCUAAAGGUACUGCGUUGCAAGAAGAACUACAAGCGCAGCGAAAUGCCGAACGUGAGAAAAGCAAAAAAUAUGCCCUAGUUCGUACACCGUCACCAGCCAAAGACCGCGAUGACGACGACGACACCAAAAAGAAGAAGAAAAAGAAGAAACGUGAUGGGUCAUCCAGUCCAGAUCGGAAGAAGGAUAAGAAGAAAAAGUCGAAGAAAAAUAAGAAGGAAAAGUCGAAGAAGAAAAAAUCCCGCAAACAUCACGAUUCCGACGACUCAACGGACGAUGACUCAGAUGAUUCAGAUGACAACAGUAGCGAUUCGGAGGAAGAGAGUUCGUCUCGCAAGCGAAAGAAGUCCAAGAAAGAUAAGAAAAAACGAGACAAGAAGAAAAGGCGAUCCGAAUCAGUUGACUCCACAGCAAGUUCGCCGAUUCGAAGACAACGCCAUCGUUCCACAUCAAAUAACCGAAAAAACAACAAGGAUGGUGGCAAAAAGCGAAACGAUAAACUGAAAGACAGAUCAGUGUCGCGAGGCCGUAAAAAUCGAUCAAUCAGUCGAGAUCGAAAGCGCCAUGCAGAAUCACCGAUCGGAAAAGGAAAUGCUUCAAAACGAUCUAGAAGAGAUCGCUCGUCUUCAUUGGAUAAACGCAAGACAGACAAAAAGAAGUCACGUUCACCUGCUCGCAAAGACUAUUCGUCGAAUUCGAACCGUGCAUCCAGUAAGUCUAGGAAACGCUCCAAGUCACCGCGUCGUAAAGGCAACCGUCAGAGUGUUUCUCCGAAAAGAAAUGAACGUAAAAGAUCUCAAACACCCGAAGUGAAGCAAUCGUUGACGCCUAGAAAACAUCAGAGAAAGUCCCGGUCUUCAACUCCGAAAAAGCAUACAGAUUCAACAAAACGAUCAAAUGGUCCGUCGAAAACGGAACGCAGAAACCGUUCUCCAUCACAAUCGAGACCAACUUCUACAAAAUCGCAUGCAAAUGAUAAAAAUAAUCGCCGCACAUCUCCCUUGUCCCAGCCAAGAAAACGUUCCACUCCACCCCGAAGCAAGUAUGCUGAACGGAAGCGGUCACAUUCACCGAAAAUUCGAAACAGAAAGUUAUCUAGCUCUCCGAAGGCAGAUGUUCGUAAAAGAUCCAUUCCUCCGAAAGGAAGCCGUGAUCGGACGCCCUCAGUCAAAAAGAAUCAAAGAGAUGUUAGUAGCUCCCCUUACAGUAAAAACAACAGGCGUAGAUCCCGAUCGCCCGAUUCAACAACCAAUCGGAAAAAUUUAUCAAAGCGAUCUCGCUCACCUCAAAAGUCUUCACGAAACCGCAGAUCCACAUCAAGGCGUCGCCGUGAUCGGUCUCUUUCUCAUGUCAAACAAAAUGAAUCGCCAGCAAAGCGUUCGUAUUCACGAAAUAGAUCGUCUAGCAACAGGAGAGACGUUAGUGCCAACAACAGAAAUGUUCACCAAUCACGACGUGAAGAAUUUUUAAAAUCCGUAAAUAUGCAAUCGAAGAGUCCAGAUCGAAGUAAACCAUCGAAACAACCACAACAACGACCACAGUCAUCUGAUUCUCGUUCGUCAGCACUGAGCUAUUCGCCAGCUAAAAGAAAUCCAGAACGGUACCUAGACGUGAUGAAGCCAAAGGAUGAAAGUAACUCAAGAAAUCUAACUCUGAAACAACGGGAAAUAUCAAAAUCGCCUAAAAAACGCCGGGAGCAAUCACGAUCACCAAGACGACGAGAGGAAUCACGAUCACCAAGACGUCGUAACUAUUCACUAACCCCAAAACGUCGGGAACAAUCACGAUCACCACGACGCCAAGAACAGUCAGGAUCAUCGAGACGCCGCGAGAAAUCACCAUCACCGAGACGCAGAGAACAGUCGCGUUCACCAAGACGCCGUGAUUUAUCGAGAUCACCAAGACGUCGCAGGCAAACACGAUCACCAAAACAACGUGACCCAUCACGAUCUCCUAACAGACGAGUGUGUGAGAAAAAUCGGAUUGACACUUCGCCACCAUCUCGUCGAAUUGACUCUAAUGCUAAGCCUCCGCGACAAAAGUCAAGAUUCAACCAAUCACAGUCCCCCAAAUCUACAAACGAAAUACCUCAAAAAGACUUAAAGGAGGAACAACAAAAGAAAAAGUUACCACAGCCAAUCGUUCGGUUGCAUGCAUCGACUGAUUCGGAGAGCGAAGACACAAAUCCAAAAAUCGACGAUGAAUUGUUGGGCAUCCAGAAACCAGAUGAAAAACAAUUCUUGGAAGCACUGUCGGACAUUGCCGCCAAAGCUAAAGAAAAGAUCAAAACAAUGACGGAACCACCGUUAAGAACAUCAACCGCAAAACCAGUUGGUGGUGUUGGCUCAACCGAAGUCCUUUUAUUGUCUCGUGAAACGACCGUUGCUGCCGCGACCUCAUCAACAAACAACCGUUUGCCCGAGCCGGCGGAAAAAGCAAAAAUCAAUUCGAAACCAAUGAAAAUCAACGAAUUUAAAAUAAAAGGCCGUCGGGAGAUGAUGGACCAGAUGAAUCGAGAGAAAAGUAAGAGUCGAAGUCGGUCAAAAAGUACUGGUAAAAAUGAUUUAUCCGUUGAUGAGAAUCGUAAGGAUGACGAAGGUGUCCGAACGAGUAAAAGCCGCAGCGCUUCCAAAUCAUCGCGCUCAUCGUCUAGCAGUUCCAGUUCAGCUAGUUCCAGAUCCAGAAGUCAAUCAUCAGGAUCACGUAGCUCGAGUCGAAGCAGCCGAUCUGGAAGCUCAUCGAGCGCUGCAUCAAAGCGAUCCCGAUCGUCUAGAUCUUCUAGAUCUCCAUCAAUUCCACGUCGUCGCGGGUCUCCCAGUUUCUUAGACCGUCGUCGUAUAACGAGUGCACGCAAACGGCCGAUACCAUACCAUCGACCAACACCAUCAAGUGCAUCCAGUGCAAGCAGUUUUGGUAGUCGACCAAGUUCGCCACGGUCACCAUACAAAUCUCCCAGUUUGUGUAGAACCAGAACUCCUACACCAAACUGAUGUUAAACAAAGGACAAAAAUGAUAUUAACAGAAAAACAAAAUACUGAAAGGAAAACUAAUUACUAACAACAACAAAAAAUACUCCGCUGCUGCCAGACUAAAAAUCGUUUUCUUCGUAACGAAAUUUUAACCAUAAAUAAUAUACUAACUCUGGUCGCAAACCAAUGAUAUUCGAUUAAUUUUCAACUUAUUUCUAGUCAAAAGAAUUUUAUUUUUCAUUUCUUUUGUUUCAUUUUUAUUUAUUUUAGUUCCAAGCAAAAAGAAAACGUUUUGUUUGUACUCUUUCUUUUAUUUGUGAUAAUGUUUGCCUUUGCCAUUAAUUUAUUGUAAUUUUAAUAUUUAA
This is a messenger RNA of Bradysia coprophila, 4918 nucleotides long. RefSeq names its product Serine-arginine repetitive matrix 2/3/4 (gene Srrm234). Lineage: Eukaryota; Metazoa; Arthropoda; Insecta; Diptera; Sciaridae. Gene Ontology annotation, molecular function: mRNA binding. The record is from RefSeq and is a predicted model, not a curated record. Gene Ontology annotation, cellular component: nucleus.